AUGGCCAAGGAGCUUGAGCACCUCAAGAUCAACCUACCCGACAAGUUUGUGGUUGGUGGCAUCAUUGCCAAGUUGCCUCCUUCAUGGAGGGAUUUCGCCACUACUCUCAAACAUAAGAGGAUGGAGAUAUCAGUGUCUAAUCUGAUAGCAUCCCUUGAUGUUGAGAAAAAAGCUCGGACCAUGAAUGGGCGAUCUAAGGCUACUAAGGUCCAGACUACUGCCAACAUGGUGCAGAAGUCUCACGGCAAAGGCAAGGGCAAGGGAAAGAAGACCAACCGCAGCCUACCACUACUUUCAAGAAGAAGAAGUUCAAGGAAGACCACUCGGGAUUCUACCGUGAUGAUGGGCAACGGGUCGCAUGCUACUAUUCGUGGUGUUGGCACGGUCGAUCUGAAGCUAACUUUGAGAAAGAUCGUGCAGCUGAAGAACGUGCAGCAUGUCCCUACUAUCGGCAAGAAUCUAGUUAGUGGCUCCCUUUUGUGUAGGAAUGGUGAUUGA
This is a messenger RNA of Panicum hallii, 498 nucleotides long. RefSeq lists its product as uncharacterized. NCBI's taxonomy places the organism in Eukaryota, Viridiplantae, Streptophyta, Magnoliopsida, Poales, Poaceae. The transcript is spliced from 2 exons. The record is from RefSeq and is a predicted model, not a curated record. Bases 1 to 498 code for a protein of 165 amino acids.